AUGCGGUUUCUUUUUGGGAAGGGAACUUGGAAACGUCAGACACUUUGAACGAUCUUGAAGCACAGGAUGCCCGACCGGGUCAUCGUUCACCGCGCGGAAGCAACAAUUAUGAAUCUCCAAUCACCGUCGUGGCCGUCGUCACCAUUAUCAUCUUCCCGAGUCAAACGGGCUCCUUAAUGUCAAGGGCAGUGGGGCCAGGAAUAACGUUCGGAGCCCGAUUCAUUCAGACCAGUCGACUCCUCAAUCCCGUCGCUUUCGAUGGAGAUUUCCAGUUCAUCUUCCUUGACUCGCCGCCGCCCAUGGCACAGGCAAAGUCCACCCAUUAUCUUUAUUGUUGGCACCUUCUUUUCUUUUCAUUUUCUGUCUUCUCUUUCUCGGCUGCCCUUUAUAUAUGCGCUGCUCGAGCGCCUCGGGCUGACCACCUUCGUUGCUGACGUGACUUCGCUUCGUCCAUGGAGUUUUGAGAGCUCCUCUCUGUUGGGAAGAGCCGUCCGGCAUGGGAAUCUGCGGUGGGAAACCUGCGAAGUGCGCUCAUGCUUCGACCAUUACCUUCGCCGAAGCUAAACGAUCUCUUAGCAAUGUUAGCCGGGAUCCACCCCCUCUCAACCAGCAAGAGGCUAUACCAGGCCUGAAGAAACCUCUGAUGAAUUCCAAGCUUGAUUCCUUGGUCUGCAACAAUCUCAAGUCCUUUAGCCUCAGCGAUCUCAAGAAUGCCACCAAAAACUUCCGCUCUGAAAGUAUGCUUGGAGAGGGAGGGUUUGGUUGUGUGUUCAAAGGAUGGAUUGAUGCGAAUACACUAUCUCCUGCUAAACCUGGAAGCGGGAUGGUGGUGGCUAUAAAGAAACUGAAGUCUGAGAGCUUUCAAGGCCACAAGGAAUGGCUUGCAGAAGUAAAUUAUUUGGGCCAACUUCACCAUGAGAAUCUAGUUAAGCUUAUUGGCUAUUGCUGUGAGUCAGAUAACAGGCUACUCGUGUACGAAUUCAUGCCAAAGGGUAGCUUGGAGAAUCAUUUAUUCAGAAAAGGCGUCGAACCCAUUCCUUGGGCCACAAGGAUGAACAUUGCCAUCAGUGUUGCGCAAGGAUUGUCUUUCUUGCAUGGCCUAGAUGCUAAUGUCAUCUACCGUGAUUUGAAGGCUUCCAAUAUACUGCUCGAUUCGGAUUUUACUGCCAAACUUUCAGAUUUUGGCUUAGCUAGGGACGGGCCUACCGGGGACAAAACUCAUGUUUCAACACGAGUAGUGGGAACCCGGGGCUAUGCAGCUCCAGAGUAUGUGGCGACAGGUCACCUAACGCCGAAGAGCGAUGUCUACAGCUUCGGUGUUGUUUUGUUAGAGUUACUGAGUGGAAGACGGGCUCUGGAUGACGAGAGACCUGGUUAUAUUGAGGAGACCUUGGUCGAGUGGGCGAAGCCUUUCUUAAGCGACAGCAGGCGGAUCUUUAGGAUCAUGGACACAAGACUGGGCGGUCAAUACUCUAAGAAAGAAGCCCAAGCUGCUUCUGCUCUUGCUUUGCAAUGCCUCCAUACGGAUCCGAAGAGUAGGCCGCCGAUGGUUGACGUUCUGGCGACUCUAGAAGAGCUGCACACAACAAAGGAAGGGCUGAGAACGCCGCCCUCUAAGCUCGACCACCAUGGGAAAUGGAAUUAAGCAUCUCGAGCGGUGCUUACGCUACAAGUACUGUAUGAGGUCCGUUGCAGCAGUAGCUGGGGUCCGCAUUAUUGGUUUCGAGUACCGGAAUUAG
Rhodamnia argentea is the source of this 1739-nucleotide messenger RNA. RefSeq names its product probable serine/threonine-protein kinase PBL3. The transcript is spliced from 6 exons. Bases 497 to 1645 code for a protein of 382 amino acids. Gene Ontology annotation, biological process: protein phosphorylation. The record is from RefSeq and is a predicted model, not a curated record. Gene Ontology annotation, molecular function: protein kinase activity; ATP binding. Lineage: Eukaryota; Viridiplantae; Streptophyta; Magnoliopsida; Myrtales; Myrtaceae.